Molecule: messenger RNA, 127 nt
Organism: Funneliformis caledonium
Lineage: Eukaryota; Fungi; Glomeromycota; Glomeromycetes; Glomerales; Glomeraceae
Source: the annotation of a GenBank genome assembly
GAAGUCAAUUGAUCUGACAACUUCUACGAAAACCUUAUCAUUACCAAUUGAUAAAGACAUUGAAGUUGAAUCAACACAUAGCAAUGGCCAUGAUGACCACAAUGACCAUGAUGAUCGAGAUGACUGA